AUGUCUUUCUACAAACCCGAGGAAAAGAUCUUUCACAAUGACGGCCGCGAACAAGCCCUUCUCGAAUACAUCCAAUCUCACCCUUCCUAUGACGAGAUGCAUGGAAACCCAGAAAGGAUCCUCGCUGCGAUCGACGAAUUUGGCCGGGAAAAGGACUUCCUGAUGAAUGUUGGCCAAAGCAAAGGGGCUAUCGUCGUGAAGAUGAUCACGGACCGCAACCCCCGAAUCAUGGUUGAACUGGGGGGAUACGUCGGGUACUCCGCCAUCCUUUUUGGCAAUGCACUCAGGAAAGCCGGUGGUCAAAAGUUCAUCAGUCUGGAGGUGAGUCCCGUCUUUGCGGACAUCUCGGACACUCUGAUCAGGCUGGCCGGUUUGGAGGAUAUUGUGGAGAUCAUAGUAGGGCCUUGCCGGGAGUCGUUGCGUGCACUCAGGGAGGUCUAUCCCAAUAGAAGGCUGGACAUGAUCUUCUUUGACCACAGGAAGGUUCAAUAUGUAAAUGACUUGAAAUUGUGCGAGGAGUUGAGACUGGUGGCUCCUGGAACGACCGUGUUGGCGGAUAACGUGAUCUCUCCUGGAAAUCCAGCGUAUCUGGAGUAUGUUCGGUUUUCUACGAAGAAGAAGGCUGAACAUGCUAGAUUACAAAGCUCUGAAGGUGAUCAGUUGGAGGAUCUCUCCACUGGAGAUCCUUUCCUGGUCUAUGAUACUCUGACUGUGCGUGGCUUGGAGGUUACUGGUGUGCCGGAUGCUGUCGAGGUGUCAUACUGCCUGGGAUUUGAUUUUCCAUGA
Aspergillus sclerotioniger CBS 115572 is the source of this 786-nucleotide messenger RNA. RefSeq names its product O-methyltransferase. The record is from RefSeq and is a predicted model, not a curated record. Bases 1 to 786 code for a protein of 261 amino acids. The transcript is spliced from 3 exons. Gene Ontology annotation, molecular function: O-methyltransferase activity. Lineage: Eukaryota; Fungi; Ascomycota; Eurotiomycetes; Eurotiales; Aspergillaceae.